Molecule: messenger RNA, 2654 nt
Organism: Lineus longissimus
Lineage: Eukaryota; Metazoa; Nemertea; Pilidiophora; Heteronemertea; Lineidae
Product: phospholipid scramblase 1-like
Exons: 11
Coding region: 304-1182 (292 amino acids)
Biological process (GO): plasma membrane phospholipid scrambling
Cellular component (GO): plasma membrane
Molecular function (GO): phospholipid scramblase activity
Source: RefSeq, a predicted model, not a curated record
AGUGAGCCCACGGCUAUGCAGAAACGCACGAGCAAAUGGCGGUUGAUAGUGUUGGAGUGGCAUUGUACUGGCGAAUGCAUUAGUUGCUUAUGCUUGGUAUAGAAGACGAGUUGUGGAUCGUGCACGAGUUGUGGGUCGUUAUACCGAUAUACAACGUAUAAAUAGCAUAGUUUUAAUCGAUAAUUCUGUGCCGGAUUUGACGUCAGACUAUCGUGGAAAAAGAAUUAUUCUUCUAUUGAGUCGGCAUUACAGGAAGUAAAGCUAACAAAUCUGGUUGAGUUAGGUAACAUUAUACACACGUAAAUGGCGGAGCAAGCGUCAGAAGUGGCAUUCGCCCCAGGUCCCGUGGCUCAGCAGCCAGGAUACCAGCAACAGGACACAAAGGGUCAGCAGCAGACGCAGUAUGGCACCAAAGGGCAGCCGGGACCUCCCCUGCCUCCAGGAUUUCAACCGCAGCAAGUUGAAGUGCAAACAGUGCCAGCGAUUCCCCCGAUACCAGGGUGUCCGCCGGGUUUGGAGUACCUCACCCAACUAGACCAGGUCCUCAUGCGGCAGCUCAUUGAAAUUGUUGAGCUUUUCACUGGCUGGGAGAUGAACAAUAAGUACACUAUUAACAAUACCAUGGGGCAACAGAUUUUCUACGUCAAGGAAGAUACCGACUGCAUGGAACGGCAAUGUUGCGGGCCAAACAGGGGCUUCACUAUGAACGUGACUGAUAACAUGGGCAGAGAAGUGAUGCGAAUUGUCCGCGAUUUCAAAUGCUUCGCCGGGCCCGCGUGUUCAUGUUGCAAAUCCUGCGACAGCUGUCGCUAUGACAUGCAGGUUGAAGCGCCGCCUGGUGAGGUCAUCGGUUAUGUCAAACAGGGGCAAUAUUUUCUUGCCUCAAUAUUCACCGUAAUGGAUGCCCAGAGGCACCCAGUAUUCACGAUGAAGGGCCCCACUUGCCCAAUUCAAACCGUAUGCUGCACGGAAGACAUCAACUUUCAUGUAACUACCAUAGACGGCAACCAGGAAAUCGGCGUCCUCCGAAAGCAGUGGGCUGGGGUGCUGAGAGAGAUGAUUUCUGAUGCGGAUAAAUUUGGUGUCAGUUUCCCUGUUGAUCUCGAUGUGAAAUUGAAGGCAACUUUGAUCGGAUUGAUGUUCAUGAUUGAUUUCUGCUUUUUCGAGAGGAAGCAGAAGUAGACAGAAGUAUUAUCAAAUUGUGAGAGGAAAGCUUGCAUGACGCAUAUAAUAUCGUAUCUUUCAGACUAACGUUAUAAAGUAGAUGUCUUUGUAUUUCCAAAUUAGUCAAAAUAUAAAAUCUUCAUAUCGAUUGAGUUGAGAGAAUACUUAGUAUUUUGCCAUUUGGGUCUUUUUCGCCUCGUGGAAGAGUCUUGAGGGGGCGCCCAUAUUGGUAGGCCAACGUGAACGAACGUAUUGUGAAAUACAUUAUGAAUAGAUUCAGGUUUCUUUUAUAACAGAGAUUUUAGCGGAACGGAACUUAGCGAUCGACAAUGUUCAAAAUAUCUCAAAAUUUAGAAAGCUUGAUAAAAUGCGACGACAUCUACCGGUACGACUUAUUUUUACUUUAUUAAGCAUGACAUCAGAGAUGAGGUCGUCAUUUUAUGUGACUUCAAUUUACAUGUAUACUCAGUGGUGAUUAUCGGCUACGUCACGUCAUGUUAUUCCAUCCCCAGGUACUCUUCCAGUGAACCACGAUGCUCGAGUGUACGCAAAGACAUAGGGCAUUUUAUAAUUUCUUCAUCUGUGACUACAGAAAAAAGGGUUUAAAUGCACCGAUGAAGAAAUUCUGUAUGUAAAAAUGUACAGAGGAAUUUUGCGCCGUGACGGAGGGUCCUAUUAACUGAUGUAACGUAGCCGACGGUCAACGCUCGGUGUUAUUUUAAUUUCUUACCUUGCCUUAUGGGGUGACAGAGUUACGUCUGGUACAUGCCUCGUAAAAACUGAACAUGGCACACAAUACAUGUACAUUGUAGUGAUUUUAUUAUACAUGUACGUUUUACAGCAAUACUGGUGUAGCAUCUCUCAGUGAUUUCCUUAUUCCCGGAAUAUGGCGACCACUAACACAACAACAACCAUUCGAGAUCUACUACACCUUAAUUUUUUACCAAUGAUUCAUCAGGGAAUGGUUUUAUUCAUAUAUCGUUAGUCAACAUUUCGUAUGCUGUUGCGAAUAAAUGUACACAGCUAUUGAUGCAUUGCUUUUAGUACUGUUUAACAUGGAAUUGUGUGUAUCUGGUCCCCGUAUCUGGUCAGUGCAAUGUUUUUGUGUGUCAUGACAAUGAGAUCUAUCUGUAUUGGACCACCUCAAUUAUCUGAAUAUCGGCUGAUUGCCAAAAUCAUCUAAUGAAUAUUAGCCAAAUGUCACCUUUAGUAUUAAGAGCACGCUGGCAUCAGAAUGAAUUCUGGGAGUGGGGGAUACGAAUAGAAGUUAAAAAAGGACAAGUAUUUCUUUCUAAAAAUGUAUCACUGUAUCACUGCCCGAUUUGAAUGCCCUAGAAUCGUCCAUUUCUCGGCUGAAUGGCAAAAUAAGGCAAGGCCCUCUACAAUGACGAGAUAAUUGAUGUGGCCUCAAUGCAAGGACAGGUAUUUAAUUUGUAGAGAAUAUUGUAUUAUGCAGAAAAUGUUCAAAUGAAAUAAAAUUAUCAGAUAUA